UUACAGCCAGCUGUUUGUGUCGUGUGUUUGGGUUUUCUUCCAGCAGUUUAAAGUCUUCAAACGACAGAGAUAGCAAAGGCACUGGCUCCACUCGAAUGAUGGCUCGGGAGGCGAGACUCACCUUCCUCCUCUCCUUCCUCGUGUUUCUCACGCUGUCAGAUGUGUGCGACUGUCAUCCUCGCCCUGCUCGAUGCGUGAACGCAACAUGUGUCACCACGGAGGCAUCCAAUGAUACUGCAAGGAAAGCUCCAGAUGCCGCAGCAGAGGUCGCCGGCUACGCCGAUGUGGCCAAGCAGAUCAUCGACCUGGCCGUGUUCGGCGCCGCCCAGAACCGCUCCUACAGACGUCUGGCCGACUUCACUGACACCAUCGGGAACCGUGUCAGCGGCUCGCAGAACCUGGACUUGGCUAUUAAAUACAUGUUCAGGGCCAUGACACAGGACGGGCUGGAUGUGCAUUUGGAGCCGGCCAAAAUCCCACACUGGGUGAGAGGGAAGGAGAGUGCAGAGAUGAUUGUGCCCCGGGCCAAGAGUCUGGCUAUACUGGGGUUAGGUAGCAGUGUUGGAACACCUCCUGGAGGUAUCGAGGCCGAGGUGUUGGUGGUUCAGUCAUUUGAAGAACUGAAGCGUAGAGCCGGCGAGGCCCCGGGAAGGAUCGUGGUUUUUAACCAGCCUUUUGUCAGCUACGGAGAGACGGUGGCUUAUCGGGCUUUUGGCGCCUCUGAGGCGGCCAAAGUGGGAGCUGUGGCAACGCUCAUUAGAUCCAUUACUCCGUUCUCGAUUAACAGUCCCCACACAGGCUGGCAGGACUAUCAGGCCGGAGUGAGGCGAAUCCCAACAGCCUGCAUCACUGUGGAGGACGCUGAGCUGAUGUGGCGAAUGGCACAGAGGGGCCAGAAGGUCGUGGUCAGACUCACAAUGGGAGCCGAGACUCUGCCGGACGCUGACUCUUUCAACACAGUGGCAGAGAUAAGAGGCUGGCAGCACCCGGAGCAGGUCGUCUUACUGAGCGGUCAUCUGGACAGUUGGGAUGUGGGCCAGGGCGCCAUGGAUGACGGAGGUGGAGCCAUGAUUUCCUGGGAGGCCCUGUCACUCAUCAAAGACCUGGGUUUACGUCCAAGAAGGACUUUGCGCGCCGUGCUGUGGACGGCUGAAGAGCAGGGCGGAGUUGGAGCUCAGCAGUACUACGAUCAGCACAAGGUGAACAUGUCCAACUUCGACCUCGUCAUGGAGUCUGACUUGGGGACAUUCACCCCAGUCGGUCUGCAGUUUACUGGCAGUGACGCAGCCAGAAAGGUGAUGGAAGAAGUGGUGAAACUUCUGGCUCCCAUUAACACGACCAAACUGGAGGCCCACGGUGAAGGAACAGACAUCUCACCGUGGAUGCAGGCCGGAGUACCAGGUUCCAGCCUCCACGUGGCCGACAGUCGCUACUUUUGGUUCCACCACAGCGAAGGCGACACCAUGGCGGUCCAGGACCCCCGAGACAUGAACCUCUGCUCGGCACUGUGGGCCGUGGUUUCCUACGUGGUGGCCGACCUGCAGGACAUGCUGCCCAGGUAGCAACAACGGCGGGAUUAUCGGAUCAGUGAACGCCGGGUUGAAUCCAGAAAUACUUGAGAUUGAAUAGUUGAUUUUUUAAUGUCGGUUUCUGUUUACAAUUUGAAUGUAAAUUGACUUUAGAUCAACAAGAGAGAGGAAGAAAACUCUGUGAUUGAUUGAAAUCUCUUAGAUCUAUAAAAAUUACUUUGAAUGUGAAGCAAGCUAAUGUCCAGAACCAAAGAGAGGACACGUAAAAGUUUAUCUGAAACCCAAUGCAGCACAAUAGAUGCCUAUAAGAUCCUGCUACAUGACAAUCUGGAUGAUUUUUAGCAGAGAAAAACACAUCGUGUUUAGAUUCGGUGGAAAAAUGCAGAUUUUCAAGUUAAAAAAAAUCAAUUUUUAAGGAGUAGGAUUGCGGAUUUUCUCAGGUUCUGUAUUUUUAGAUGCAUAAUGUGCACCAGCAUGGAUAAUAUUAGAAUGUUUUUAAGUGUAGGAUUUAAAAAAAAAAAAAGUAUUAGAAAGUCCUAAAGUGAACUCAUAAAUGAGUGUUUCUGUGUUAGUAGUGAGUUCAUUAAGGAGAAAACAGAGUGUUGGGAAAUUGCAGUGCUGUCUAUAAGUUUUAUCUCAAGACAAACUUUUAAAAGCCUGAUUUUCAUUGAACUGUUUUAUUUUGGUUGAUGUUUGAAGUGAUUUAUGUUCACACUGUGUUUAAUUCCCUUUAUUUUUCCUUCAGUCACUUUUGCAUGAUGUUUUGUAAGAUCUGACCCCAAGUAUCAGUGCACUAUUAAACUAUUAAUCAUUGUUUUAUGCAGUGA
Messenger RNA from Stegastes partitus (bicolor damselfish), 2356 nucleotides. RefSeq names its product carboxypeptidase Q. The record is from RefSeq and is a predicted model, not a curated record. Bases 96 to 1562 code for a protein of 488 amino acids. Gene Ontology annotation, molecular function: metallodipeptidase activity. Gene Ontology annotation, biological process: peptide catabolic process; proteolysis. The transcript has 11 exons. Lineage: Eukaryota; Metazoa; Chordata; Actinopteri; Pomacentridae.